Messenger RNA from Amaranthus tricolor (Joseph's coat), 468 nucleotides. RefSeq names its product secreted RxLR effector protein 161-like. Lineage: Eukaryota; Viridiplantae; Streptophyta; Magnoliopsida; Caryophyllales; Amaranthaceae. The coding region runs from base 1 to 468 and encodes 155 amino acids. The record is from RefSeq and is a predicted model, not a curated record. The transcript has a single exon.
AUGGUGGGAAAACUUAUCUAUUUGGCUCACACAAAACCAUAUAUAGCAUAUGCGGUAGGAGUGGUAAGCAGGUUUAUGCAUCUUCCACAAGUUCAACAUAUGACAGCAGUAAUGAGAAUCCUAAGAUACCUAAAGGGUACAAGCAGCACAAGAAUAUACUUUAACAAAAACAAUUGUCUUGAUUUGAUUGCCUACACAAAUGCAGACUGGGUUGGAGAUUGUGAUGGUAGAAAGUCCACUUCAGGGUACUUUACUUUGGUCAGUGGAAAUCUGGUAACCGGGAGGCGUAAGAAACAAAAGGUCGUGGCCCUAUCAAGUGCAGAAGUUGAGUUUAGAGGGAUCGCUAAAGGGAUAACCGAAAUCUUAUGGAACCAAAAACUCAUGAACGAGAACUAUAUUGUGAUAAUAAGGCAGCCAUCAGCAUCUCAGAGAACCUGGUACAACAUGACAGAACUAAGCAUGUUGUAA